GUACCAAAAUUAAAGUGCAUCGAUUAGUUUUGUUAGUGCAGUUUUCCACAUUUUAUCGAUCCAACUUGUGACAAAAAAAACGAAUCAUGGGCAUUACGAAGGAAAGUCUGUCCGAUAUUCGGGAGGAGUUCGAGAAAGCUCACAAGAAGAUCGACGAGGAUAGCAAGAAUGACCCACCGACAGAACCGUUCCGGUCGCACUACGCCGCACGGGAUAUUCUGCAAGGAGUGCAGCGCAAGCUGAAGAAUCUGCGUGACUCGCUGGAUGCAGGGUCCGACGCGGAGCUAACCGUGAGGUGCAUUUUGGCUAAUGUACUGAAGGACAUUGGACGGAUUUCGAUUUUCACGGAGGAACUCAGCAAUGGGGAGUUGGUGCUAAAGGAAGCGUUGCAACUGGUUCAGGAUGAUAACGAAACAGCGUCGGGAGUUAAUGCGUACAUUGAGGUGUUAAAUCAGCUGGGAAUAUUGUACUGUAAUAGAGGAAGCUUUGAAGAAUCGAAAGCUAUUUUGGAACAAGCCAUGGAGAAUUAUGAAACCGUGAAAGGGAAUGCGGAUUUCGAGCCAUUGACGAUUUCGGAUCUCUUUGGAACAAAAGAUGAAAUCGAGAAAGGAAAAGGAUUGUUAUUGUUGGAGAAAAACCAUACACUAAGUUUGUACUAUUUGGCGCAGGUCUAUGGUUAUCUGGAAGAUUUGGUAAAGUCCGCUCAUUACUGUCAUCGAACUCUGAAGCGGCAGCUAGAUUACAAUGAUUACGAGCAUGUAGACUGGGCUCUUAAUGCGGCUACUUUGUCGCAGUACUACUUCCCCAAAAAUUACCUCUGCCAAGCGAGACAUCUGCUAGCAGCAGCAUCCUACAUGCUGGAUCGCUUCGAGGAGGAAGUGAUUCCCAAGGAAACGAAUCCGACGGUUAGAACGGAAAAGAUUGAAACUCACCAGCACCGUUCGGCGGACGUUGCCCGCUGCUGGGCGAAGUACGCCAUUCACAUUUUAUCUACUAGCAAGGAUAGGCUCUGCAACGAUGAUGGUGAAGAAGGUACUGAACGGCAGAACGCGGAGAGUUUAAGCCCAGUUAAGGAAAUAGAUCGAUUUAUCGGCUUGGAAGGAUUGUCCGUCUACGAGGAUCAGAUAACGGAUGAAUUCUGCUUGACGUUGGAUGAUGCCAAGUUGGUCCUGUUGAACGGGUUAAGUUGGCUGAAUAAGGCUAAGGAGUACUAUACGAAGGAAACGGAAGCGUCCCAGUACGCUAAGAUUGUUCAGGACAUUGCUUCACUGUACAAGCAUUUGGCGUUUUUCGAAGAUAACGAAGAUAAUCAAUGUAAGCUGUAUAAAAGAAGCGUGGAUCAGUUGGAAGAGUUGGACCAGGUCUUGAACGCUACGUACUAUCAAACUAUUUGCAGGGAGAUCUGGUAUGAACUGGCUCUGAUCUACUCGAAAAUGUUGGACGUGAAGCUGAGCAAACUGGAUUCACUUACCGCAAGCGAACGGCCCUCGCCUCAUGCGUUGAACAAAAUCAACAAGCUCUGCGAGAAGAGUAUUUCCAAGUUUCAGAAAUUUCUCGAAUCCUACAAAAUACCGCUGGACACGCUGGAAGUCCCCGCCGGCAUCGACAACUGCGAAUUGCAACCCGUUUACUUUGCUUACUUCCACAUCGGGCGGUUGUACUACAAGGUCAUCACGCCGGACAGGAGGAUGCAGCUGGACAACGUUCAGAACAGUUUUCGGUAUUACCAUCACUUUGUCAAGAGCUGCGAAGAAAAUGAAAUCGUCGGGGCUCACUUCAAGGCUGAAAUGGGCGUUUGCAAGGAGAUGAAUACGCUUCUGCCGCUGAAAAUAAAGAAACUUAUGAACGAAUUGAACGAAUAAGAACUUACUGGGCCAGUAGUAAUUUGAAGCGUGUGAAG
This is a messenger RNA of Ochlerotatus camptorhynchus, 1900 nucleotides long. Its product is annotated as KIF-binding protein. Lineage: Eukaryota; Metazoa; Arthropoda; Insecta; Diptera; Culicidae. The transcript is spliced from 2 exons. The record is from RefSeq and is a predicted model, not a curated record. Gene Ontology annotation, biological process: central nervous system projection neuron axonogenesis; microtubule cytoskeleton organization; neuron projection maintenance. Gene Ontology annotation, molecular function: protein binding. The coding region runs from base 87 to 1862 and encodes 591 amino acids.